Molecule: messenger RNA, 291 nt
Organism: Necator americanus (New World hookworm)
Lineage: Eukaryota; Metazoa; Nematoda; Chromadorea; Rhabditida; Ancylostomatidae
Exons: 2
Coding region: 1-291 (96 amino acids)
Source: RefSeq, a predicted model, not a curated record
AUGACUGCCGACAGCCACGUCCACUUGCCUCCUCACUAUCUGAGAGAAGAUGGACAUGUCAUUCCAAAGAUUCUCCCGUCCGAAGUACGACAUGCUAUCAUGUCGGACAGCUAUGCAGCAAGCAUUCUCACUGUUUCAACGCUCAUUGAGGUAUCAGGAGAGUACAAGACCCUUCUCACCUUCAUCGACUUGAAUAAGGCCUUCGACUCAGUUGAGAAGGAAGCGGUCAUGGAAGCCUUGGACAACCAAGACGUCUCUACUCAGCACCUAAACAUACUUCAAGAGUUGUAG